AGGGAUAUAAAAAAGUUAUUGCAAUGUUGCAACAGCAACUGUUCCUCACGUAUGUGCGGUAGCAAUUUGAACUCCUGAGCAAUGGUAAAACCUUGGAUGUAAACGCCACAUCACGUGAAUGACAAUGAGAUCAAUUUUUUUCCUAGCGUUUGGAUUGUUAAAAACUGAUGUACCAGGUGAAUUUCGUCAUGCUCUCUCCGAACCUAGUCAAAUGAAUUAAAUUUUUGGGGCAGUAAUUUUUAAUGUAAUUUCGAAGCUGGAAAUACUUACGGCCCGGUAUGAUAAUAUGGACUGGGCGUAACGUCACUUUCACAUUCUACCUACAGAUCACAGAUCUUGGCCACAGCACCAUGUGACGAAUCAAAUCCGAAAAUUUUCAGAUGGAAAUAUUUAACACCUAAAACAUCGUGACGUAUCUGACAGAAAGUGUAUGAGUUACGUAAAAGCCAGGACGUUAAUCUUGUCAUCUCUUUUUAGUUGUGUAGUCAAUGUUCUCUUCUCAAAAACUGGUCCAUAUUAUGACGUCAAUUAUUGUACUUUGUUAUUUGUUACUAAACGUACCCACAUUUGCAAAUUAAAUAUUAUUAAACUUAGUAUAGCUGUGGUAUAAUAUAGCACAGAAUCUGGAACUGUGUUUACUACAGUACAGUACAAUUAGAUAAUGGCUGCUAGUGAAUGUGGAUGGUUAAUCAAAAAGGAGGUGGAAUCUGUGGAAGAUAACCAUAUCUACUUUAGAGAAAGUGAUGCAUUCAAAAUGAAUAUCCCAAAAAAUGAAUUUGAGCCAGAACAAAUCAAAAGUGAAGAAGAUGUCACUGAAUUUGUUAAUUAUGAAAUGAAAUCUGAAAAAUGCUUGGAAGAAGUAAAAGAAGGUUCAUAUUGUGAAGUGUGUGGAGGACGAUUGCUUUAUUCAACAGAUUUCUUCAGCCCUGAUAAUUUGAAAUUCAGUUGUAUUUGUCAAUGCCAGAAUGAGUCUAAUGUCAUGCAAUGUGAAAAUACAAUGGAUGUGAAAACAUUUGGCUUUGGCUCAGAUUUUGGAACGUCUGUAUUUGAAACGCAGGAAGAAAAAAUGGCUGGGAAGGAAAAGGAUUUAAUCAAUGGAAAUGUGUUAUUAACUUCUUGUGAGAAAAAAUAUACUGUUGAAGGUGUACAUUUUGCUGAACACGAAAUGUCAUGUAAGACGGAGGAGAUUAAUGAAAUAUUAGGCUCGGGAUCCAACUUGAAUUCAUUUGCCGAGAGUAGAUUUCAUGAGAAAACUGGAGGUUGUUCAAAAAAUUUGAACGGAAGAACUGAUGUGGAAUAUUUUGAAAAGAAUCAUACAGAGAAGAUACGACUUCAUCAGUGUCAAUUUUGCUCCAAGUCAUUCAACCACAGAUGUUGGUUGAAGAAGCAUGAAAAAAUUCAUAGCGGGCAAAAACCAUUUCAGUGUAACAUCUGCUCAAAGUCAUUCAGUGAAAGGGGUAAUUUGAACAUACACGAAAAAAUUCAUACUGGCGAAAAACCAUUUCACUGUAAAAUCUGUUCGAAAUCAUUCAAUAACAGCAGUAAUUUGAAAAAACAUGAAAAAAUUCAUUCUGCUGAUAAAUCAUUUAAACCAUUUCAGUGUAACAUCUGUUCCAAAUCAUUCAGUCAUUCUGAUAUUUUGAAAAGACAUAAAAUAUUUCAUACUGGCGAAAAACAGUUUCAGUGUAAAAUCUGCUCUAAAUCAUUCAUUCAAGGAAGUGAUUUGAAAAAACAUGAAAAAAUUCACUCUGGCGAAAAACUGUUUCAGUGUAAAAUUUGCUCUAAAUCAUUCAUUACAAAUCACGAUCUGAAAAGACAUGAAAAAAUCCAUACAGGCGAAAAACCGUUUCGGUGUAACAUCUGCUCCAAAUCAUUCAGUAUCUGUGGUAAUUUGAAAACACAUGAAAAAAUUCAUACAGGCGAAAAACCAUUUCGGUGUAACAUCUGCUUCAAAUCAUUCAGUCUCUGUGGUAAUUUGAAAACACAUGAAAAAAUUCAUACAGCUGAAAAACCGUUUCAGUGUAACAUCUGCUCUAAAACUUUCAGUCAAAAAAUUCAUUUGAAAAAGCAUGAAAAACUGCAUACUGAUAAAAAACAGUGUUAAAUCUGCUGCAAAUGAUUUUUUUCAUGAAAGUUAUAGAAAGUUGCAUGAAAAAUUAUUUUAGAUCCUUCAGCAGCAUAUAGAGUUUUUUAUGUUAUUUGUGCAUGAAAUGGAGAACAUUAUAUUUCAAAUAAACGACAAAAUAUCGCA
This is a messenger RNA of Leptinotarsa decemlineata (Colorado potato beetle), 2251 nucleotides long. RefSeq lists its product as uncharacterized. Gene Ontology annotation, cellular component: nucleus. Gene Ontology annotation, biological process: regulation of gene expression. Lineage: Eukaryota; Metazoa; Arthropoda; Insecta; Coleoptera; Chrysomelidae. The record is from RefSeq and is a predicted model, not a curated record.